Messenger RNA from Haliotis rufescens (red abalone), 2816 nucleotides. Its product is annotated as ATP-sensitive inward rectifier potassium channel 12-like. Lineage: Eukaryota; Metazoa; Mollusca; Gastropoda; Lepetellida; Haliotidae. The record is from RefSeq and is a predicted model, not a curated record. Gene Ontology annotation, cellular component: plasma membrane. Gene Ontology annotation, biological process: regulation of monoatomic ion transmembrane transport; potassium ion import across plasma membrane. The coding region runs from base 1470 to 2531 and encodes 353 amino acids. The transcript has a single exon. Gene Ontology annotation, molecular function: inward rectifier potassium channel activity.
GUGAGCGAGUGAUUGUCACGUGAAUCUCGAAGCUACGUUUUUUAAUCGAGGACUGAAGUGGACAAAUCAUGUGUGCGUAAGGGUUGUGCAUAACACAGCUCUAUGUUUACCCGUGGUAUCGGGUUACGGGUGUUUUACCGCCCUCGGCCCACCUUGAGUAAAUAUGUUAAAAAUAUGUCAGCAGGUGAUAAUAUUGACGGGUGAUCCGUCACCGUCAGGUAUACGAGGAAACGACAAUAUCUCACCUGUCAUUCGGUGAAUCUACUGACUACAAGUCAAGACCUACUGCAGUGUGUAGAUUGUACGGAUACUUAACAAUGCCAUCAAACAUCCAGGAUAUUUCACAUUGUGCCCUGAUGGAUAACAUUGGACAUACUUCUUUCACGUACUCGCAUGGUCAUAUUUGUCGCGCUAUGGUCGACAGGACAGGAUAACGUGAUGAUUCGAUACCUUUGUGAUGAGGAUUUGUGAUGUCUUCUGCAGAACACACCUGCAUGAAGACUCGGGAUUGGAUGAGGAAGGAUUAACGUCAUCGUGGGAUGGCUGAGAAUGUGACAUGAUCGUCUCAGAUUCAUAUGGUAUGACAUCAUAACUGCCAUGAUACGAUAAUUGAGGGCUCAUCCCAUGAGAUUGUGAUCAUAUUGAUACAACUGUACAGCCUUCAUUAUACGAACUGUACUGUGGAGUAACGUUCUUACGUGUAGACGACCGGGUAUAUCCACCGGAGUGUAAUCAUAAUUUGACACGUCUAUAUGAAAGCAAAAGGUUAGCGUCAUCGUUUGUUUGUGAUGACAAAUGAGAUUCUUUUAAGUGGUCAGUAUAUCAAAUUCAUGUCGAAACUGAAUAUGUUUCCAUGAAUGUUGGUAUUCCCUGAUUUCAAGCAAUAUUUUAUGAAGUGACCUCACACAAAUGAGUUCACCGUGUCUGUACAGCAUGAAAAUACCCUGUUGUCAAGUUGUAAAUGGGUAUAUUUAAUAUUGCAGAUGCAAAAAUGUUCCCCAUCCUCAUCAAAGUCAUUUAUAAUAUAAACUGUUAAAUAUACGGUUCAUAGAAUUAUUCACCUUCCUUGGUUAACCUUGAAUUAAUUCAAUGUGAAACUGCCUGUACUUUGACGUUUAACACCAGUCGGAGAAAACACUUCGCGUUUCAGAGUCACGUGAUCUCUGACUGUUGAUUUCGCACUUGACGUUUCGACCGACACUGCAGUGACAAUAAACCUCCAUUAAAUAGUCAGUAUCACCGUGUACAUAUGAACGUCUCGGGGCGAGCUAGAUGCAUACAUAACCACGAGCAAGCGUGUCUUGUUUCACUGACAUGUGAGGACGUUUUAUCCUAUGAGACCAUGACAAUGGAGAAGACCUACGCAAAUAAGAAAUGUACUCACCCCUACUUAAAUCUAAGAUUUAUUUGUCUCUCUGGGUGCCUGUUCUGAUAAAUGUCUGAUGUUUUCAUAAUUAAGAAGAGAAAAUAUGAAUUACUUUUCAUCGAAGCCAGGUUUACAAAAUCCAUCACAGCGCCUGAUUUCAAAGUCCGGGUCAACCAAUAUCAAAUGUGUGAAUAUUGAAAAGCAAAGGUUAUAUUACCUCUUGGACGGAUUUACGACUGUUCUAGAGCUCCAAUGGCACUGGGUGGUGUGUAUUUUUUUCAGCGGUUUUCUCGUCAGUUUCUGCUUUUUUGCUCUCCUCUGGUUUGCGCUCAUGAAGUGGCAUGGCGAUCUUGACAACCACCAAGACGAGAGGACUCCUUGUAUCUGGAAUGUACACAGCUUUUCUUCAGUGCUGCUAUUUUCUAUAGAGACACAGACAACAAUAGGCUAUGGGUAUCGCUAUGUCAGCGAGGAAUGUGAGAUCGGUGUGUUUCUGUUGGUGCUGCAGUCUUUGGUAGGUGCCAUGCUUCAGGCUCUACUUGCUGGAGCCGUGCUUGCCAAAAUCCAAAUUCCCAAGAGCAGACGAAAGACUGUGCUAUUCAGUGAUCGCGCGUGCAUAUGUCUGCUGAACGCUGAGCUGUGUUUGUUGUUCCGAGUCGGAAAUAUAAGAAAGUCGGAGAUCGUUGGAGCUCAAGUGAGAGCCAUCUUCGUGAAACAGGAAUAUACAGAGGAUGGAGAGCUUCUCCCGCAGUGUUCGAAAGAUCUGAAGUUGGGCUUCGAGGAGAGCGGAGGCCGAAUGCAUCUAUGGUGGCCGACAACCAUUAUCCAUGUUAUCGACGAGUCAAGUCCCUUCUGGAACAUGUCUCCUCAGACUUUGAAGGAGAGCAGGUUUGAAGUUAUUCUUGUUCUUGAAGGCUCCAUUGCUUCCACCAGUUUGAGCUUCCAGGCACGAACAUCUUACCUUCCUCAUGAGAUAGACUGGGGGCAGCGCUUCCAACCAAUGUUUAAGACAAGAGACCCCGUGGCCAAGUAUGAAGUUGAUUUUCGUUACUAUGGAAAAAAGACUCCUGCACCCUGUACCUCAAGGAUGAGUGCAGAAGACUGGAGGUCCAAACAGACUACAAGAAGACGGAACAAGCAGACACUGUAUAGUCUGUCGGACUGAGACUUGUCCUGGGUUCGACUCCCUGGUACCAAAGUGUCAAACAUCGAUAUAGUGCAUCGCUUUGGGGCUUUCCUCAAACUACUUAAAGUUACUUAUUUUUUGUAAUGCACACUUAUCAUUAUGAUGGCCUCUGUUUGAUAUUUUCCUGACAUGGGCGUUUUUAUGUUUACCCGCAGGUGCAAACCAAACAUAAUGCACUCGCUGUCUCCAGCAGAGGAAUCAUAGUGUUUCUUUGUGAUUGACAAAUGUCUACUAAAAAACAGUAAAUAAAUUAUAUUCAUUGAA